UUUUCAUAUCAGUUGCAAAAAACUUUUCCACUAAGUGAUGUCGGAGAUUCGGCGCCUACCUCAUGGAAUGCGAGCUCCAACGCAGUUCCACAAAUUCGUUACAACAGACAAGGAUCAAACUAAACUCGUUGAGUAUCGUGUUGAAGAAAUUCCUGAAAGUCGUUACGAUGAAGCUUGCAGGUUCAUGUUGGAAUAUUUUGUGCCCUACGAGCCGAAAAUCAUUUCAAAGAACGGACAAUGUGAUCCAAAAGUUCUUGACGAUUAUCACACAAAAUUUAUGAAUGGAAUCAAGCAAAAUGUUUCCGUUGCAUGCUUCAAAAGUGGAUCUGACAAAUUUAUUGGAGUAAAUAUUCUUGAAGUUCUUGGACGUUAUAGUGGAACAUUCGAUUUUGAUCGUAAAUCUAAAAUAUGUCUUGACAUUGACAAAUCUAUUGAUUACAUUCUCGAUAGAGCUGACAUUUUCAACCGAUUCAAUGUUGAUCACUAUUUAAGUGGCACUGGGCUAGCAAUAAAUCCAGCUUACUGUGGAAAAGGCAUAGCCACUGAGAUGAUCAAGGCCAGAAUUGCGAUUAUUAAAGCUUUAGGAUUUAAAGUAACGUCAACAGGGUUUGCAUCGAUUGGUGCACAGAAAGCUGCAAUAAAAGCUGGAUGUGUGACAGAUUAUGAGAUAAGUUACGAAGAACUUGCAAAAGCGAAGGAUAAGAACAGUGACAGUAUCGUUGAGUUUCGUGUUCAAGAUCUUCCUGAAGAAUAUUUUGAACAAGCCAUAGAAUUCAUGAUCAAAUAUUUUGUUCCCGAUGAAACAUUUUGUACCAGCAAAGAUGUCAUGAACAAACCAAGUACACUUGAACAUUUUAAACAUUUUUGGCAAAACACUGCAAGUGAGAAACUUUCAAUUGGAUGUUUCAAAGGAGAUGAAUUGUUUAAAGAUGAAGAUUUUAUUGAUAUUAUGGAACCAAUGAUAUUCUAUUCCAAAAUGUUUGAUGUGUUUUCAAACUAUAAAGUUGAUGAAUAUUUGACCGCUUAUGGCUUGUGUGUUAAUCCCGAAUAUCGAGGCCGUGGCAUUGCUACAGAAAUUCUCAAAGCUCGAAUUCCAUACAUGAAAGCUUUAGGUCUAAGAGUGACUUCAACUGCAUUUACUGGGAUUGGAUCUCAAACUGCAGCAAAAAAAGCUGGCUUUAAGGAAACAUUUUCCAUAACUUACGCUGACAUUGAAAAGAAAUUUCCAAAGUUUGAUUUUUCUAAAUGCGAAUCAAAAUAUUUUAAGUACAUGGCGAAGGAUAAGAACAGCGACAGUAUCGUUGAGUAUCGUGUUCAAGAUCUUCCUGAAGAAUAUUUUGAACAAGCCAUAGACUUCAUGGCUAAAUAUUUUAUUCCCCAUGAAACAUUUUGUGUCAGCAAAGAUGUCAUGAACAAACCCAAUACAAUUGAACAUUUUAGACGUUUAUGGAAACACGCUUUUAAAGAUGAAGAUUUUCUUGAUUUUGUAGGAGCAAUGAUGUAUUAUGGCAAAAUGUUUGAUGUGUUUUCAAACUAUAAAGUUGAUGAAUAUUUAACCGCUUAUGGCUUGUGUGUUAAUCCAGAAUAUCGAGGCCAUGGCAUUGCUACAGAAAUCCUCAAAGCUCGAAUCCCAUACAUGAAAGCUUUAGAUCUAAGAGUGACUUCAACUGCAUUCACUGGGAUUGGAUCUCAAACUGCAGCAAAAAAAGCUGGCUUUAAGGAAAAUUUUUCCAUAACUUACGAAGACAUUGAAAAGAAAUUUCCGAAGUUUGAUUUUUCUAAAUGCGAAUCAAAAUACCUUAAGAUCAUGGCUAUGACAGUGGAAUAA
Clunio marinus is the source of this 1828-nucleotide messenger RNA. Lineage: Eukaryota; Metazoa; Arthropoda; Insecta; Diptera; Chironomidae. The record is from the annotation of a GenBank genome assembly.